Aspergillus puulaauensis is the source of this 813-nucleotide messenger RNA. RefSeq lists its product as uncharacterized. The record is from RefSeq and is a predicted model, not a curated record. The transcript has 2 exons. Lineage: Eukaryota; Fungi; Ascomycota; Eurotiomycetes; Eurotiales; Aspergillaceae. The coding region runs from base 1 to 813 and encodes 270 amino acids.
AUGACGCUAGAUGUACUGGACCCUGAAGGAGACUACACCCUCAGAUGCGGCGAUACCGAAUUCCUCGUUUCCUCCAAGUCUGUUUCACUCGCUGCGCCCCAGCUCAGCCGCGCCAGUAUCCAGCUCCUUGCCUCAGAAAACCCAAGGACUGUUCGCAUAUUCCUUAAUAUUGCCCACCACCUCUCCGACGAUGUCCCAACAGUGAUCAAUGGUGAUGAUGUGCUGAGCCUCGCUAAUUUCGUCGACAAGUAUAAAUGUCAUUCCGCGAUAACGGCUCACGCCCAGCAAUGGCUGCAGAGGAAUUGGGAGGGCUUAUCCGGAGAGGAUCUUUGGAAAGCACUUCGCUUCGCAUGCACUAUGAAUAUUGAAAAAGACUACAUCCAAAUCUUUCGACAGCUGGUUACCUCGCAUGCGGGGCCAUUCCACUCGUGGGCUUUCGCCGCUAACAACAACAGUUCUGUGCCGGAGGACACCCUAGAUGCACUAGACAAACAUCAGACAAGACUUCGUUUCGUGACCCUGGAAGCCGUUCUGGACAUGCCCGCAUUACUCGCGGAAUCGGACUGCCAGCAGGCCCAGGUUUUCAUCGGCUCGUAUAUGCAGUCCUUACGCAGACUGGGUAUUCUACCAGGGACUACAUCCUUUCAGUCAAAAACAUACUCCGAAGUACGCGGCCAAGCACGACAGCUGCCUAUUGCUUGGUAUCCUGCUCACGCCAGCGGCUGCUGCAGUACAUACAUUUGGUUAGAACAGAGAGGGCACCUGUUGGAGAAAUUGGAGGAUUGCUUGAGCAGGAUGUCGGAGGACCACUGA